Messenger RNA from Mercenaria mercenaria, 5477 nucleotides. RefSeq names its product myb-like protein A. Bases 55 to 1758 code for a protein of 567 amino acids. NCBI's taxonomy places the organism in Eukaryota, Metazoa, Mollusca, Bivalvia, Venerida, Veneridae. The transcript is spliced from 2 exons. The record is from RefSeq and is a predicted model, not a curated record.
CAACCAGCUUUGGCAGAUGUGCCACACUUAGCCACAAUACCGUCAACUAGUGCAAUGGACGAGGAUGGUAGCAAUACAAUUAUAGAUCCUCAAGUACCAGAUUAUGUGCAAGCCUGCAGUCCAGAAGGGUCAACGGGUGCAUAUCCAAGCUCACUCUGCUUGCCACAUGCCAAUGACCAGUGUAAUGGUGGAAUGGUUGACCCCCAGAAUAUGGGCCCCAGUUGUUCCAGUAGCCACAGUGAAGAUGCAGGUUACGAAAGUGCGAGCAGUCCAUACAAUGGAAGCUAUUUUAGCCCGCAAAUGGUGUCACCAGUAUGUAGUUACGAUAAUGGUAACGAUCGUGGAUAUGCACCCGACUUAAAUAAUCCUAGAAGUCUGAUUCAAGGGCAGAAUUGCUCACUGGGAGUAGGAUACAGUCCGGCAGCGACAAUGACUCAAAAUAAUUGUGACUACAUACAGGGUGAACAUCCUAUGGACGUACUUGCCGAUACAAGUACGGAGUUCUCAAACCCUGCGCUUGAUGAAAUUCUUCGGUCUCUAAUAAAUCAGCCCACGUCAGACAAUUUAGAUGUAAAUAUGGCUCUUGUUUAUUCCUCUAUUGAAAGUUUAACAAGUAAAUCUCCACCAACGGUAUCUACAAGUGUAAAGAAUCCUGCGGCAAAUUCGUACGAGUAUUUGAAACCAGAAACUAAAGCUACAAAUAACACUUUGCCAUUUCCACAGAGGAAGCUGUCUGAAAAAAGAACUGAUAAGCCUUUGUUACGUAGUUUCCUUACUAUGCCUAAAGAGGCUAUUCCCAGUCAGCCUCCUGGUGGAUUUAUUCAAAUGUGUAAUAAAAAAGAUGAAAAGGCUUCGGCUUUUGCGAAAGGAGUUAACAACCCUGUAGCAAAACAAGUGAAUAAGAGUGCUCAAAUCCAAAAUCAGACUUGCAGAAAUAACAAUAAUUAUAGAGCUAGUGUUUCUGGAUCAUUCUCUGAAUGCGAAAAUGGCCCAGUAGACAACAUGGACAAUAGUGAAGCAUUGGAUUUUGAUGAAAUUCCCGAGUAUGCGCUUCAGUAUCUUGUAAAUGAUUUUACCGAUGCACAGGCUCAAGCUCUGAUAGCAGAUUUACAAGGUGAAGGUGGUUUGCAAAAUGAUUCUUUCAUGGACACUUCAGAAAGUGAUUUUACGAAGGAUUUUGUGAGUUCUCUUGAAAGUCAGAGUGCAAAUGUUAGUACAGGCUCUGAAAGUGUAGGUUUCAGCUCUUUGGCUGGUUCCCAAACAGGUAGCAAUAUUCCAUUCUCUCAGUGUAAGACAGCAUGUUACUCCUUGGGAACCAGUACGAAAUGUAACUCCAAUCCACAACAGAAUUUAAAUUCUGGAUUAAAUGGAAGUAGCAUGUCACUUGGUAAUUACCGCUCAGGAAACUCUGGGCACGAUCAUGUGUACCACCAAUCAGUGAACAGGUUAAAUGGCCAAAAUAGACCAAGGUUUCAUAAAACGCCAGAAAAUCGUGGCAUGUGUGAUAGAAUUAAUGGAGGGCAGAAUACCUGCCACUCACAAACUCAAACUUCAGAACAUUGCAUGUCUGAGUUGGAACGCCAUUUAAGAAAUAAAUUGACUUCUCGAGCGAUGGGGUGUAGUGGAGGCCAAAGUCGGUGUAUUAUGAACUCGGACAAACCUUUCCUCCAGCAACUUCUGACAGGGGAGUUAACAAAUGACAUGUACAUGAAAAUGGAGAAGAAGCGAUUCGAGGGUAAAAGUAGUGUACAAAAGUGAAUGGAAUUUACACAACAUAUCAUUGUUACAGAAAUUUAUCCCAGUUUGUUUUUGUGUGUGCUUUGUGUAUGACUGUUUGGUAAUGUGCUUUAUAAACAAGCCUGGAAACUUUGGUGGACUUACAGCACCAGCAAGUUUGCAUCAUAUUCUCAUGUAAUGCAAGGUAGAGGAGAAAUUAAUUACAACUUUAACAACAGGACCUUUUAAUGUGGAUUCACUGUAUCAAAAUUACUUUUCCUGGUCAUGGAAAAUUAGAAACAAAAUUCAUAAUUUUACAAAAGUGUUGUUUUUUUUACUUAAAUUGAUGUUAAUGAUACAUGUAUAUAUUAUAUAUUUGUUUUGAGGAGCAGCUAUAAUGCAUAAGUUGUUCUUUUAAUUCCAAGUGUAUUGUAACAGGAAACUUAAUUCUACAUUUUUAGUUAGUCGUAGGAAUAUAUGUAGCAUUCCAGUAAAAUUCUAAAUUGUAUCUCUUAGAAACAAGAAGUGCUUAAAUGUUAUUAUACACCAAAGGGAUGUAUUAUAUUAUGACGCUGGUGUCCGUCUGUCUGUCCGUCCAUUAGCAAUUUCAUGUCCACUCUCUAACUCUUGAACCCAUUGAAGGAUUUCGAAGAAACUUGACACAAAUGUUCACCACAUCGAGGUGACAUGCACAGCGCAUGUAUUGGAUGGUUCGCUUCAAGGUCAAGGUCACACUUAGGGGUCAAAGGUCAUAUGACUUUGUCUCAUGUCUGCUCUGUAACUCUUGAACUGCUUGAAGGAUUUUAAACAAACUUGGCACACGUCAUCAUAUUGAGACGACGCGCAGAGUGCAUGUUUCGGAUGGUUCACUUCAAGGUCAAGGUCACACUUACGGGUCAAAGGUCAUACCUUUGGAUGUAUAUUGCUUGGGUGUAUAUUGCUCCACAUUGCAGUGCUCUUGUUUUAUUUUAGUCCUUUAUGAAAUAUAUCCAAUUUUACAGACUUUUUUCUCUUUUGUAUAGAUAUUUUGUACAAUAGGUACCUGAUUAGUGCUUAUGAAUUACUAAAUAGUACAGGUUUAACCCUUUUUCUUUUUUGUUGCAUCAUUUUUGAAAAGAAAAGAUACCUGAAAACUGCUUAAUAAAAUAAGACCUCUUUUAAAAAGUAAAGAAUGGAAGCCAAACAUUUGCCUUAAAAUGUCAGUUGUUUUGAAACUAGACUUAGGUCUCAGAUAAGACACAUAUGAGCUGUGCCAUGAGAAAACCAACAUAGUGGGUUUGCGACCAGCAUGGAUCCAGACCAGCCUGCACAUCCACGCUUUCAAAGCCUAUUGGAAUUGGCGAAACUGUAAGCGAACAGCAUGGAUCCUGACCAGACUGCGCGGAUGCGCAGGCUGGUCUGGAUCCAUGCUGGUCGCAAAGCCACUAUGUUGGUUUUCCCAUGGCGCGGCUCAAUUAUCUUAUGCACAAAUAUGCUUUAAUUUUUAAUAAAGCAGCCUAAUAUUAACAACACAUCAUUUUGUAAGAUUGCAUAUUGGUAUUGUUUCUAUCUGAUUAUUGAGAAAAGCAGCUUCCUAAGGCACUUGCAAUUUAGAUAUUGUUAUGAACUGAAAAUUUCUGAAAAUAAAUACAGAUGUUUCGAUGUUGUCCAACAUUUGGCCCCAGUUAUAUUGUUUACUAGAAUGCAUUAUAUGGUAUAGUCCUUUCUUGGAAUCAAAAUUGACCGUACAUUUAGGUUUUCAGAUAUUUUUGAAUUUCUUGUGUUGACUUGUCUAUGGCUCUAUAGUUUUCGCAAUAAGAAAGACUUACAUGUAAGUUGCAUGUAAUAAUGUGUUAGUUUUCAGAAAUAUCUAGGUUUUGUAUGAAAGAUUGUCAUAUAUUAAUUAAGGGACUUUCUUUUGCAAAAUUUUGCAAGCUUUUGUCUAUUGUCCUUGUUAAGAUUUAUUGAAGCUCAGACAGAUGUUGUGUUUUAGUUAUAAUGAGAUUUUCUUGAGAAAUAGCUGGUUUCAUUAUGUUCUUACUUUAUAAAGUGUUUUUAUACGCCUGAAGGGACGUAUUAUGUUAUGACGCUGGUGUCCGUCUGUCCGUUAGCAAUUUUGUGUCUGUCCGUUAGCAAUUUCGUGUCCGCUCUGUAACUCUUGAACCCCUUGAAGGAUUUCAAGGAAACUUGACACAAAUGUUCACCACACUGAGACGACGUGCAGAGCGCAUGUUUUGGAUGUCUCGCUUCAAGGUCAAGGUCAAACUUAGGAGUCAAAGGUCAUAUCAGUUUGUUUCGUGUCCGCUCUGUAACUCUUGAACCCCUUGAAGGAUUUCAAAGAAACUUGACACAAAUGUUCACCACACCAAGACGACGUGCAGAGCGCAUGUUCCGGAUGACUCGCUUCAAGGUCAAGGUCACACUUAGGAGUCAAAGGUCAUAUCGGUUUGUUUCGUGUCAGCUCUGUAACUCUUGAUCCCCUUGAAGAAUUUCAAAGAAACUUGACACAAAUGUUCACCACACCAAGACGACGUGCAGAGCGCAUGUUCCGGAUGUCUCGCUUCAAGGUCAAGGUCACACUUAGGGGUCAAAAGUCAUAUCAGUUUGUUUUGUGUCAGCUCUGUAACUCUUGAACUGCUGGAAGGAUUUCAAAGAAACUUGGCAGAAAUGUUCACCACACUGAGACGAUGUGUGGAGUGCAUGUUCCGGAUGACUCGCUUCAAGGUCAAGGUCACACUUAAGGGUCAAAGGUCAUAUAUGACUUUGCUUUGUGUAUAUUGCUCUGCAUUGCAGUGCUCUUGUUUUUAUUUGGCAGAUCUCUUUUUUGUACUUACAAUUUUUUUUUUUUAAUUACUUCCCUUUUAUGUUACUAUAAAUAGCUUAUUUUGAAACUUUUUUAUUAUUGGCCGUAGGGAAAAACCGAGACCACUUUUCUGUGGUACAACAUGGAUGGUACUUCCAAUUUUUAGGUCUAUUUUUACAUACCUGUACCUGAUAAGGAUUUUUUGUAGGCCUUGAAUAUUUUUUUGUGGAUUUGUUUUUUGAAGUUUUCCUUUUGUUGUUCCAGUCCUUUGGGCUACAACAGUCAAGUUCUUAAAAUUUUGCUCCCAUCCUAUGAUGUAAUCCUUCGAGCGUAUAUUGCCCCGCUUGGCGGCGCUCUUGUUCCAUUAAUUAUUGCAAUUCUAAAGUGAAAUAUAUGGUAUUUUUAUAGUGAAAAAUCUCAAAUAUAUUUUUCAUGGUAAGAAAAUGGAAAACUUUGGUAAUCAUAUAAUAAAAAGAAAAUUUGUUUUUUUUGCAUGUAAGAUCAAAGUAUUUUUCACUUGUGGACAGCAUAUCUUACAUUUUCUCAUGUGACUAUGCCAGUCAAGAAAAUAUUGCAUCUGGUGUUCUCUCAGUGAAAGAUAUUUGGAUAUUGCACUUUAAGAAACAAAUAUCUUCUAUAUAUUAUUCUAGCUGUAUUUAUCUUUAGUUUGUAAAAUGAAAUAUAACUGUUUGUUCAAUAUUUGUAUCUAUUUAGAGAGAGAGAUUGAAGUAUACAGUUAUUUUAUGUUACAACUGAAAAGUGUGUUGUAUGACUGUUAACCUUUGUUUUUAUCGAGAUUUUCCUCGUUAGAUUUUCCUGGUUAGAUCAUUCCUUUACGUGAGUUUAGAUGCUUAUUGAACCUGGUACACAAGUAGCUAUAUAUUAAAGGUUGAGGUAUAUAAAAUUUCUUGUCUGAAAUAACAAUUUAAUGUACAUUUGUACAUUGUACUUUGUUCACUUCAUUGUCUUUUCCUCGUUU